ACGGGCGCCUGGUUACGCAGAAGAUCGGCGCAGAGUUUGCGCGGACGAGGCGAACGCCAAGCAGCUCCGGGAUCGCGUCGCGCAGAUGGCGCGCGACGCAGGAGAUGAAGCCACUGCUAGCAGACUGCUGAAGACCGGGCGAGAAGCUUACCCGGGCUUCGACGAAAUGAAUUAUUUCUGCGAGGUCUUGGGCGGGCAGAUCGUUGUCGAGCACUACGAGGACACGAAUAACUCUGUUCAGAGCGUUUACGGCGACGGCCCGUUGGUAGCGCUUUUUCGGCUGCACAAGCAGUCCGGUGACGGUGGGCACGUGGUCGAUCAUUGGUCUUGCUUGCAGAGUUGGAUUCCGCGAGCCCCAGGAGUCGCCGCGCACGAGAGCGAGCUCGAGGAUGCGCCCGCCGAUCCGGUCGCCGACAACAGCUCCAUGCAGCGACGAUUGAAGCUUCCAGGCGCUGCUACAUGCAAUGCGGAAUUCGACGAAUUCCUUAUGGACGUAGACAGCGAGCGGAGCUGGCUGGAAGGUUUAGAGGCAGACCCUGACCCGCCUGCUCAGAGCAUACUCGUGCAGACGGAGGCGGUGAAGGCAUUCAUAGAGAAGCAUCACGCAUCAUGGGAUCCGUACCUGAAGCGGAUUGCCCUCGGAGCGCUGGCCAUGUAUCGAUGUCGACUAUCCGAUAUCUACGUCCGAGAGUACGUCAUGAUGAUGCACAUCAUAUUUGGCGGUGACUACCUCGUCGCCCAUGACGGGGUCAUGUAUUUUUGGGAUGGGAAUAUGAGGUUCUUCGAGAAGUACGAGGGUCUCAUGCCAGAGAUUGUCUAUGCUGCUCUGAAAGAGUACCUCUUGACUUUGGCAGGGCUUUUCUGGUCUUUCACAGGCGAGGUUCGGCGGGGCGACGAGACCGCGAUGCUCGCCAUCGAGGGGUCGUUGGAGAAGAGUGGGCUGGAUGCUCGGAAGGCGUUCGCCGCGUGGCGCGACAACGCCAUCUUCAACAAAGGAGGCAAAGGCGGUGGCAAGGGCCAGGGCGGCGGCAUGGGAGGCGCGGGAGACUCUGCAGUUGAACUCGAAGCUCUCACGCAGAUGGAGCCCCACGAACUGGAUGGCGAUGUGCCUGCGCCUGCGCCGGCGGACGAAGGCGUCGCGCGCGGCGCGCCGUGGUACAUAACGAUCGCAGUGAGCGUUGCUCGAGUUGGACGAAGCUUACAGAUACAGAUGAUUCAGAACAAGUUGCCGUCGUUUUACUGCGAGUGGUGCGAGACUCCGCGCCCCUCGCGCAGGGGCGUCGCCCACCCCGACAUCGCGUUCGUCUACGACCAGGGCGGAACCCCGAUCCAGCAGAUCGCGACGGAGAGUGAACGCAAGAGCAUAUACAUCGGCAUACCGCACAAAAUCAAAGCUUACUUGGGCGACCCAGUGUUGAAGGCGGCCGCGACGAGAGUGGACCAGUUCUACAGGCAGACAUUCUGGGCAAAUGCCGCCGCGCACAAAGUGUGCAUGGCCGCCCUCGCUCUGGCGAAGAGAGGGUUGAACGUCGACCAGCUGUUCUUCUUCUGGGGGGUGUUCUAUCUGGACGAGGAGAUGCGGAAGACGGUGGAGUCGCUCAAAGGCACGAUCGUGCUCACGGCGCAGGAGAAGCCAGAAGGCUUGAGGAAGAGCUUCCGGGAGGACUUGUUCAAGAAGCUGGCGUCUGCCGACGGCAUAUUUGGUCGACUCCCGUAUCAGAUUUUGACAAAAGUUAUUUACUUGGUCGGGUGGAAACGCAUGGAGCUGAACAAGCUCAUCACCUUCGACGGAGUCUCUGAGGGUGCAUUCCACGCCAUCUACCGGAGGUCUCUUCUGAUCAAGGUUUGGGCUCGGUUCGUUGAUGCGGAGUACAUCAGGCGCGUCCUGCCGGACGCAGAGAAGUACGGCAUCUUCCCGCGGGCGCCGGAUUUGAAGCCGUUCAUGCAGUCGGGGCCCGCCAUCGCCGCUGGUCUGCAACGACAGCUGGGCUUCGAACGGAAACAUGGCGAAGCGGCAUCGAGGUCGUUGAUAGAUGACUACUGCCUGCGCGGAGGGGAUAACGGGAUCACGGAGAAAUACAUGCGACAGGCGUGUCUUCUCCCGGAACCGAGCCAGCCGAAGCCUAGCGGCCAGAGCAGCGCGGCUGCCCCGCCGCCCGGCGUCGACUUCGACAUCGGAGCGGGCGGCUCGCAGGAUGCGGUGGCGCCCAUGGAUUCCUUGCGCCGCCACCUACUCCAGCAGAUGCUCGACCGGAGGUUCGACGCCCUGACAUUCUCGUAUUACAAGCAGCUCCAUACAGUGCAGAUCCAAGGCUUGCCUGAAAAGAGAGCAACAGCGUGGCAAGCGAUGGCCUCCGCCGGAUGGUCAAAAGCUGGGUCGCAAGGCAAGGCGAAGGAGAGACUCCUGCCGAAAUUGUCCUUCGCUCGCAAGUUCAUCGACAUCGUGCCGACGCCAGACUUGGAGGAGCCGACCGUGCUCCCAGAACAGUGGGACCGCGCGGCGCUGCUGCGCUAUGCGAACGGCCACGCCUGCCGCAAGCGCAACGCCGAGACCAUGGUGGCGGUGCUAGGGUCCGUGGCAAAGCCGCGCGGGCGGAAAAGCCGCGCAGGUUCCGUCGAGGCGGGCGGCGACGCUCAUCUGCGCGAGGUCGGCAUGUCCGUCCAGGCGGCGGAGGCAACUCUGGAAGCGAUGCUGGAGAGCGCGCGCGAGAGGCCGACGGUGACCACCGCCGAUCAACCAGGUGGGGUGAAGAAGAGGAGGCUCCCUCCGAAGAGGGCCGUGAGCGGCGGCAGCGACUUGGCGGAGCGCAGGAUCCCUUACAAAUACAAGCGCACUGCGGCCCGUCGCUUCGCGGAUGUCCCGGCAGCGCAGGGCUGCCCGGCCCGCGUGCUACAUCCGAUGUUGCAGGGCACUGUAGAUCUCGACAUCCACAGCGCGGUUCUGACAAUCGCCUGGCAACUCGUGGAGAAGAUGGACAUGGCGGAGAAGAAUCUGUUCAGAGAGGAGUUGGAAUUGUUGAAGCAGCUGGCCGAGGACAGAGACGAGGUAAUGCAGAAGGAGUUGGCGAGCAUGGGGCACCAGGCGGCCAAGCGCUUCGUGCUCGAGACCAUCGGCGGGUCCGGCGCUUUCGACGUCGACGCCGAGCCCUUCGCCAAAAAGUUGCAGCGCGUCAGCCGCGUGCUGCGUUGGGUGGCGUGCUCUGCGCUGCCCGAUGUAUACGAAGACUUUUCCAGCGACGCCGAGCUUCGCGACGACAAGAAAAAAGAGAAAUGGCCGGAGGGGCAGACGUUCUCCACUUUCUACCAGCGCGCAGAGGAUUACAUUCUCCGCCAGUGGCAGACGUGGGUGCUCAUGCAGCCGGUGAUGCAUUUAUCGCUGCACUUCGACGGCGUGAGGAUCAACAGGGACGCGGUGUUCGCCAGGCAUACCACGGUGGCGGACUACGCCGCUGGAGCCAGUGCCUACAUCGCGCAGGAAACAGGCUUCGUCGUAAAGAUCAAAGAGAAGACCCAUCCGACGGUCGAAGAGGCGCUGAUAAGCUGCACGGCGUGGCGGCCCCUGGAGGCGGCCGCAGCGCCUGGCGACUUGCAGAAGCCUGGCAAUGGUAUCCUGUUGGCGCUGUGGCGGUGCGGCGACGCCAGGGCGUCCGCGUCCGUUCUCUCUCUCGCAGGCGCCUCGUCAGUAGAGAACAAUGCCGCCAGCGUCGAGAAAGGGAGAACUUACGGGGAGUGUUGCCUGAGUCACAAGGUUUCGGUGGCGCCCCAUUUAGGUUUCGAUGCGCGCGAGGUGGGUUUGCCAGAUGUCCAUGACGCCGUCCUCGCGGGGCGAGACUCGAGGCGAAUCCGAUGUGUUUCCGGGGUCAAGCGGUCCAUCGAGUAUGUGUCAAUCCAGCUGUUGAGCAGCACUGGCGAGCUGGUAGAUGACGAGAGGCCCGCGACACCAGACCCCUACCUGCCUGACGUCAGCAAACGGCAGUGGGAGGCCAAAGUUGUGGCCUGGCGCAGGGAGAUGUCACAACUGCUUGACGCAGUGCCAAUUGGUGCGACGGAAUUGGCAGCGGCCGAAGAGCUCGGCGUCUGGGUAGAGCCCUCGCCGCCCGCCGUGCGCGGCUGCGCGGAGCGCCGCUACGCCGACGUCGCCGACCACUUCGGCUUCUCUCUGGCCGUCGCGCGCCAGCAGGUGCCCCAAGUCCCGUGCGAUUUCUCCCUCGAGCUGCCGCGUCUUCCGAAGAUCCGCUUGCUCGAGCGACUCAACGCUCACCCUCGGGACUCCCAGUUGCACUUCGUCGAAGAGUCGCACGCCUAUUACAUUAGCGGCGCGCGAACGCAUGGGUCGGUCACGGGAUUGAUACAUGAGUACUGCAGUGUUUUCGACGCUGGCGCUGUGAUUGGGAAGAUGCGGAGCGGGCGGAACUGGCCGCGACCUGAUUAUUUGCGCCACCCUCGCCCGGAAGACGUGGUCGCGGAGCUGCGGGCCACGGCGGAGGCUGCUCGCUUGCACGAGUUACUUGUUUCGCACGGGGCUUGCGACGCCGAGAUCUGCGCCGAGAUGAAGGCAACUGCGAGAGCGGCCCCCCACUUGGCAAACCAUCUGGAAAGUCUAUCUCUCUCGGAUCACGAGAUCGUGGAGAAAUGGCGCCUGAACAAAGAAGAGGCGGCUAGGCGGGGCACCUGGAUGCACUGGACGUUCGAGGCCCACCUCAACCGCGUUCCGGUGCCCCGCGAUGCCGUCGAGUUCCAGUUGUUCUUGAAAUUCUUGGGCGCGCUGAAAGGUCUGGUGGCUUUCCGCACCGAGUGGGCCAUCUUCGCCGAGCACGAGGGGCUCGCUAGGUCAAUCGACUUCGUGGCUCGAGACUCUGCGGGCAGCCUGUACAUAUACGAUUGGAAGCGGGCGAAGAAUUUACGUUCGAAGUUCACGAAUUGA
Prorocentrum cordatum is the source of this 4924-nucleotide messenger RNA. Lineage: Eukaryota; Dinophyceae; Prorocentrales; Prorocentraceae. The record is from the annotation of a GenBank genome assembly.